This is a messenger RNA of Durio zibethinus, 1612 nucleotides long. The record is from RefSeq and is a predicted model, not a curated record. NCBI's taxonomy places the organism in Eukaryota, Viridiplantae, Streptophyta, Magnoliopsida, Malvales, Malvaceae.
CGGGCGACCCGGGUUCGAUCCCCGGCAACGGCGUCAAUCUUUUUCCUCUUUUUAUUUGUUAGUAUUUUGUUUCCAUUUUCACUGUUUAGCGUACGACAUCGUUUAGUCUUUUUUUUUUCCAAAUCUCUUAUCACUGUUUGUGCCUCUGCACUCUUCCGCUUGAGUAAAAAAGAAAAGACUUGAUUUGAUUGAAACAAAACUGAAACAGAGAUGGGAUUGGGGAGAAACGACUCGCCCGGGUUAGACGACCCAGGGCCAAGUGGGGAAUCCUAUCCCUCCACUGCGACGGAGCCACGACGGUUCCUUCUGGCGGCUCAACCAGAGAUAAUGAGAGCAGCAGAGAAAGACGACCAAUACGCUUCCUUCGUCUACGACGCCUGCCGCGACGGCUUUCGCCACGUUUUUGGCACUAGAGUUGCAGUAGCUUAUCAGAAUGAGACAAAACUUCUGGGUCAGAUGCUUUACUAUGUUUUAACAACUUGUUCUGGGCGGCAAACGUUAGGAGAAGAAUACUGUGACAUCACUCAGGUUGCAGGACCUCAUGGCCUUUCCCCAACGCCAGCUAGAAGUGCUCUCUUCAUUGUGUAUCAGACCGUGGUUCCCUAUAUUGCCGAAAGAAUUAGUUCCAGGAUUGCAUCCCGUGGUAUCCUUUCCGAGUUACAGUCUGAUGAGUUCUACGGCAACAAUGCUUCUGAGAGGAGUCAAGUAGAGUCAUCUGCGGCAAUUGAAAUUUCAUUACCCUCAGAAUCAAGAGAAUUGGUUUUGGCAUUGUCGAGGUUGAAAGAGAAAUUGAGUGGAAUGUGGCUGCACGCGGUUCAGAGAUGGCCAGCAAUGCUGCCUUUAGCUCAUGAAUUCUUGCAAUUGGUUCUACGUGCUAACCUCAUGUUCUUCUACUUUGAAGGUCUCUAUUAUCAUAUAUCAAAACGUGCAGCUGGCAUUCGCUAUGUGUUCAUUGGGAAGCCAUCAAAUCAGAGGCCCAGGUAUCAAAUCUUGGGUGUGUUCCUUUUAAUUCAGCUAUGCAUCAUUGCUGCUGAAGGUCUGCGACACAGCAACUUAUCUUCAAUUGCAAGUUCAAUUCAUCAGACCUCAUUAGGGUCCCAUCAAAAUCCUACAGGACGAGAUUUGCCUGUUUUAAAUGAAGAAGGCAACUUGAUAUCCAUGAAGGCUGACCAGGGUAGUUGGGUUGGCGAAUCAACUUCAGAGUCAACAGGUGGUGUGAGCAAAUGCACAUUGUGCCUGAGCAAUCGCCAAUACCCAACAGCUACACUAUGCGGUCAUGUAUUCUGCUGGAACUGCAUCAUGGGAUGGUGCAAUGAGAAGCCUGAAUGCCCACUUUGUCGUACACCCCUAGCUCAUUCAAGUCUAGUUUGUUUAUAUCAUUCAGACUUCUAGUUUGUGAUUACAAGUACUGCUGAACACCCUGGAAGAGAUAACAAAUUCAAGGCAACCCAGUUAUCCUUCUAUUUUGCUCGUGCAAAAAUUUUUUGGAGUAUUCAAAAGAAUAAGGUUUAGUUUAAAUCUUAUAAAGUUGUAAUUCUUGUAUGACUUCAUCCACUUGUGGGCAGAUGGAAUCAUGGAACUUCUAAGGACUACAUUUCAUACAUGCAUCUAG